Molecule: messenger RNA, 1406 nt
Organism: Nicotiana tabacum (common tobacco)
Lineage: Eukaryota; Viridiplantae; Streptophyta; Magnoliopsida; Solanales; Solanaceae
Source: RefSeq, a predicted model, not a curated record
ACAAGUUAAAACAUGACAAAAAAGCGGGUCAUGAUUCGACCCGUCACUUCCAACAUGGGCUUCGUCUUCGCAUAGUCCAUUGAACCACCACCUCAAAGUUCACUAUCUCACUCCGCCGCCGCCGGCGACGAUCUGCUCCUUCCAUCUCUUUCUCCGGAGACGGCGUCUACUUAACAUAGAUGGACUGCAGAAUUCUAUCAUUGAAUAAGUCUUGUAGCUUGGCUAGUAAUCUUCGGGCCAGUCCUACACGCAAUACUGUAUUUUAUCGGAAAUGUUCUUAUCUGCCUGCAGGGUUAUUUCAUAAGUCAGUUAGGUGCUCGAUGAAGUCAUAUAGGUUAUCAGAGCUUACGAGUUCUGAGGUUGACAACCUCAAAGCUCGUCCACGCAUUGAUUUCUCCUCCAUUUUCAACAUAGUUCAACCCAUUGUUGAUGAUGUUCGUAAUAGAGGUGAUGCUGCAGUUAAAAAUUACACUUCGCGGUUCGACAAAGUUGUACUGGAUAAGAUAGUUGAAGAUGUCAAUGAGCUUCCAGAUCCUGAGCUUGAUUCAGCUGUUCGCGAAGCAUUUGAUGUGGCAUAUAACAACAUAUAUGCCUUUCAUGCUGCUCAAAAGCCUGUUGAGAAAGUUGUGGAGAACAUGCAUGGUGUCAGAUGUAAACGUGUGGCUAGGAGCAUUGCCUCUGUAGGGCUUUAUGUUCCUGGUGGAACUGCUAUUUUACCUUCUACCGCUCUGAUGCUUUCAGUUCCAGCACAAAUUGCUGGGUGUAAAACUGUUGUACUUGCAACUCCACCUUCUCGGGAUGGCAGCAUUUGCAAGGAAGUGCUUUAUUGUGCCAAGAAAGCAGGUGUGACCCACAUCCUUAAAGCUGGAGGUGCUCAGGCAAUUUCUGCUAUGGCCUGGGGCACUGAAUCCUGCCCAAAGGUUGAGAAGAUAUAUGGGCCUGGGAAUCAGUAUGUCACCGCUGCAAAAAUGAUUCUGCAGAACAGUGAAGCUAUGGUUUCAAUCGACAUGCCGGCUGGGCCUUCAGAAGUCCUUGUUAUAGCUGACAAGCAUUCCAGUCCUAUCCAUGUGGCAGCAGAUUUACUUUCACAGGCAGAGCAUGGGCCAGAUAGCCAAGUCGUACUGGUUAUUGCUGGGGAUGGUGUUGAUCUAAAUGCUAUUCAAGAGGAAAUAAGAAAGCAGUGCCAAGCCCUUCCAAGGGAAGAAUUUGCACUUCAGGCACUCAACCACAGCUUCACUGUGUUCGCACGGGAUAUGCUCGAGGCAAUUUCCUUCUCAAACAUGUAUGCACCUGAGCAUCUGAUAAUCAAUGUGAAUGAAGCUGAGAAGUGGGAAAGUUUAAUUGAGAAUGCAGGUACUUUUUUUUUUGGUCUUAAAAUGCAGGUACUUUAAAUCUCUGUGUUUGCU